Molecule: messenger RNA, 486 nt
Organism: Aspergillus brunneoviolaceus CBS 621.78
Lineage: Eukaryota; Fungi; Ascomycota; Eurotiomycetes; Eurotiales; Aspergillaceae
Exons: 2
Coding region: 1-486 (161 amino acids)
Source: RefSeq, a predicted model, not a curated record
AUGUCGCAUUUCAAUCCCGAGGAUAACCGGUUUCCUUCGGGACCUCCGCACCGACCUGUUCCUCGCCGCGAUGACCGGGACGGCCGAAUGUACGACGAUCGCUCGCCUUCCCGAUCGCGCUCGCCUGGCGGUAUUACGCCCUCCUCCCCGCAAACCAGUAGCACAGGGCAAAGGCUAUGCUUUGAUGAACCAAAGAUUUGCCCCACUCUCCUCCGCGGGGACCAGCUUCAGAGCGAAGAGGAGACCAUACCAGAGAUCGACCCAACUCUAGACCUCGUUACCGCAGCCGGGACCGCGAUGACUAUCGCCGCCGCUCCUCGCGUUCCCCUCCACCGCGGCGCGGCAGACCAGCGUACAGGGACCGCGAUCGCGAGGGCUACCGCUCCCCCGGAUACGGUAGCCGGAGCCGAAGCUACAGUCGCAGCCGCAGUCGCAGCCCCCGCCGAGGCCGGCAUUCGCAUUACGGGCAAGAGAGUCGGGAGGUGA